Molecule: messenger RNA, 2879 nt
Organism: Megalops cyprinoides (Indo-Pacific tarpon)
Lineage: Eukaryota; Metazoa; Chordata; Actinopteri; Elopiformes; Megalopidae
Exons: 12
Coding region: 196-1896 (566 amino acids)
Biological process (GO): transforming growth factor beta receptor signaling pathway; SMAD protein signal transduction; anatomical structure morphogenesis
Cellular component (GO): heteromeric SMAD protein complex
Molecular function (GO): I-SMAD binding; RNA polymerase II cis-regulatory region sequence-specific DNA binding; DNA-binding transcription factor activity, RNA polymerase II-specific
Source: RefSeq, a predicted model, not a curated record
CGAGGAGAGGCUUCGGGGGAGAGCAGCAGGAUGCGCGAGCGGAGACAGAGAGGCUGAUAGACUGAUAUCGACUGUGAUAGAGAGACGGACAGAGCGGGGGGAAGGGGGAGCAAGGCAAUUCGGAAUACUACUUCAACAUCCCCCCCAAACAGAAAGCAUCUCUACUUAUCUGCCAGCCAUCCUGUCGAUGAGAGGAUGUCGGUGAACCCCCCCAGCAGUAACGACGCCUGCCUCAGCAUCGUGCACAGCCUCAUGUGCCACCGGCAGGGCGGGGAGAACGAGGGCUUCGCCAAGCGCGCCAUCGAGAGCCUGGUGAAGAAGCUGAAGGAGAAGAAGGACGAGCUGGACUCCCUCAUCACGGCCAUCACCACCAACGGCGUGCACCCCAGCAAGUGCGUCACCAUCCAGAGGACGCUGGACGGGCGGCUGCAGGUUGCCGGUCGGAAAGGCUUCCCCCAUGUGAUCUAUGCCCGACUGUGGCGGUGGCCUGACCUGCACAAGAACGAGCUCAAGCACGUCAAGUUCUGCCAGUUCGCCUUUGACCUCAAGUACGACAACGUCUGUGUCAACCCCUACCACUAUGAGAGGGUGGUGUCGCCAGGCAUCGUAGGACUCAGUCUGCAGAACACAGGCCCCCCAGGCCGCCUGAUCAAAGAGGAGUUCAUUCACGACUGCAUUCAGAUGGACGGCCCCCCGGGGAUGCCCCCCCAGUCCGACCACCAGGGGGGGCUGAAGCUGCCUCCUCCCGAGCACUACGGCCAGCCCCUCCCGCCGCUGCAGCUGCCGCCCGAGCCCCCCCGCGCGCCCCCGCCCGUCACUCUGUACCCCAACAUGCCCCUCUCCCCGCCGACCUCCAGCUCCAUGCUGCCCAUGCAGGGGGGUCACAGCGAGGGCCUGCUGCAGAUCGCCUCCCCCCAGGGCCAGGUGAUGGCCCCGACGCCGCCCCCCUCCACGCCCACCCACGGGCCGCCCCAGCCCCCGCCCGCCCAGAACGGCUACACCUCCAAACACACGCAGGCGCAGGGUGCUUUCCACACCACCUGGACAGGCAGCAGCACGGCCUCCUACACCCCCGUGGGACCCCAGCAGAACGGGCGGGGCCACCAGCAGCCACCCCUUCACCACCCCUCCCACUUCUGGUCUCAGCAUCACAGUUCAGCCUCCUUUCCUCCGCCUGUCUCCAACCAUCCAGGCCCUGAGUUCUGGUGCUCGAUCUCGUACUUCGAGAUGGACGUGCAGGUGGGGGAGAUGUUCAAGGUGCCGGCCAGCUGCCCGGUGGUGACGGUGGACGGCUACGUGGAUCCCUCGGGGGGCGACCGCUUCUGCCUGGGCCAGCUCAGCAACGUGCACCGCACCGACGCCAGCGAGAGGGCCAGGUUGCACAUUGGGAAGGGGGUGCAGCUGGAGUGCCGGGGGGAGGGGGACGUGUGGAUGCGCUGUCUGAGCGACCACGCCGUCUUCGUGCAGAGCUACUACCUGGACCGCGAGGCGGGGCGAGCUCCAGGGGACGCAGUGCACAAGAUCUACCCUGGGGCCUACAUCAAGGUGUUUGACCUGCGUCAGUGCCACAGGCAGAUGCAGCAGCAGGCAGCCACAGCGCAGGCAGCUGCAGCAGCGCAGGCGGCGGCCGUGGCGGGGAACAUCCCGGGGCCGGGCAGCGUCGGGGGUAUCGCCCCUGCAGUCAGCCUGUCAGCAGCAGCAGGGAUCGGGGUGGACGACCUGCGCCGUCUCUGCAUCCUACGGCUGAGCUUUGUGAAGGGCUGGGGGCCGGACUACCCCCGGCAGAGCAUCAAGCACACCCCCUGCUGGGUGGAGGUGCACCUGCACCGGGCUCUGCAGCUGCUGGACGAGGUGCUGCACACCAUGCCUCUGGCAGACCCGGGACCGGCCAACUGAGCACGCCACGCGUCCCACAACUCAGCCAUCAACAUCCACAGUUAUCAUACCGCACACGCAUUUGUGUUAAAUGAUACAACAUCCCCAUGCACAUCGCUAGCACCACACACAAGCACGCACAUACACGGAACACACAUACUCACUAUGACUCUGACCGGUUCACACAGUAACUAACUUCAGACACAGUUAUACUGCACAUUGACAGACUCGGCUCUGAAACAGAUGUGGAGCAAGAGCUCAGAAAUGACCCGUUUGUAAACUACCGGAGCAACGGAGACCAAAUCCACUUCAAAUCGCCGGUGCACCCGUUCAGUCAAAGCUUCGGGACAUGGUGGGACCCACUUUCUGGCAGAGGAAGAAAACCAGGACCCAAAAUGGCCCGAACCCUCACCCCCAGCACAGACUCACUAGUUGGUCUGACUCCGUACAGCCAGGACAGGCCCCGAUCUGUGGAGCUGCAAGGCCUGGCAGCCAGUGUUCAUCCCGAUGACAUCAGCUCUCUCUCGGACUCCCAGUUGCUCUGCCCCGGAUCCAAGACCAGGACCUGGGUUCCAGAACUGAACCCCCGACCAUGAAAAACAAAGACUGCUCAGAACUAUUCUUGGACACAGCCCUCAGCUCCAGACAUGACACUCCCCCCACAGGGACCCUCACUGUCAAAGUGCUUUUGUUGCUCUGUGAUUGCCUGUAUAUAUAUAUAUCGUGUUGACUGACAUGACGCCAGCCCCAUUUAAUAGGGGUUUGCACCCUCGAGUUACUUUAUUCUCCUACCAAAACUCAGAACUUACCAAAAGAAAAGAGCCAAAAAAACAGCUUUAAGAGGAUGUUAAUUUUGAUGUUAGUGAUUAUACAGUACAGUAUGUGACCGUUUGCCAAACAGUUUAACUCACCAAAGCCAGGAUACCUCAGACACAGUGUGAACCCACUGUUUUUUUUUUUCAGCCAGUCACCCUUGUAUGCUCUCUCCCUCAGCCCCCUUCUCC